AUGUGUAAAUUCCAUAAUCGUUUAUUUGUGUUCGCUUUACUCACCCUGGGUUGGAGCUUCAUUGUGGUUUGGUCCAAGCCGGUGCUAAGGCAAGACUCGGAUGAAAAUUCCAAUUUAAAUUUCAAUGAAAUAAUGGCCUUGUCUGCCCUGCUGGCACCCCAAGAUAACUAUGAUCUACACUAUGAUCAAAGGCAAAAGGGCUCCGAGAAUUAUCGUGUCAAAUUGGAUGGCUUCUUUAUUGGCAUACCACAGGAGGAUAGUUCAUCGCUGCUGCUGCUAACCGAUGAUAUUUUAGAGAGUUUUGGUGAGGAUAUUCUUUCCAAACCGGAUAAAAAUAAAAAUCGUAAAGUUUCCCCUGUGGAAUUGGAAAGUUAUCCGAAAUCACAAAAAUCGACCUCAGAAGUAGAUCCUGUCUCAGCUGUGGUGGUGGAGAUACCUUCUCCAGGUGGGAAAUUUGGUCAGGCCCGCAACCGUGAAGAUGAUACCGAGGAGAUACAAAACAAACCCAGCCCCAGCCGAACCAAGUCUUUUAUAUCUCAUUUAUUGGCUGUCAUGAAGAGGGGACAGAGGAAUUAA
Messenger RNA from Musca vetustissima, 576 nucleotides. RefSeq lists its product as uncharacterized. Lineage: Eukaryota; Metazoa; Arthropoda; Insecta; Diptera; Muscidae. The transcript has 2 exons. The record is from RefSeq and is a predicted model, not a curated record. The coding region runs from base 1 to 576 and encodes 191 amino acids.